CAAAAUUCCACUCGGCCAUUUUGGUAAAAUUUCGACGGCAUAUAGAGGCAGGCCGACGAAUUUAACAAGUUUUCUGCUUCAGACCAACAUUUUUGUUGCGAAUUUAUUGAAAAAUAGUAAUUUGAAGUGUUAGUUGUGAAAAAGAACAUAAAAUAAUAAUGGCUCGCUAUACUCAACGUCCAGAAAAUGCUCUUAAAAGAGCAAAUGAGUUCAUCGAAGUUGGAAAGCCGUUGCGGGCUUUGGAUACUCUUCAGGAGGUCUUCCGUAACAAACGGUGGAAUUAUGCCUACUCGGAGACCAUAAUUGAACCCCUUAUGUUUAAAUAUUUAUAUUUAUGUGUGGAAUUAAAGAAAUCGCACAUCGCCAAGGAGGGACUUUUCCAAUAUCGCAACAUGUUCCAGCUCGUGAAUGUGAAUUCUUUGGAAAAUGUUAUCCGUGGAUACUUGCGUAUGGCUGAAGAACAUACUGAAGCUGCACAGGCUCAAUCGUCGGCUGCAGUUGCUGUUUUGGAAUUAGAUGACCUGGACAACAUAGCUACUCCGGAAAGCAUUUUAAUGAGCGCUGUUUGUGGAGAAGAUGCCCAAGAUCGUUCUGAUCGUACAAUUCUAUUGCCAUGGGUAAAAUUUCUAUGGGAGUCAUACUGUCAGUGUUUAGAAUUAUUGCGUGUCAAUACGCACUGUGAAGCGUUAUAUCACGACAUUGCUCGUAUGGCGUUUCAGUUUUGCCUGAAGUAUAAUCGAAAGAGUGAGUUCCGUCGUUUAUGUGAUAAAUUACGAAAGCAUUUAGAAGAUAUUUGCAAGAGUACUACCCAAACUACUGGUGUGUCAAUUACUAAGCUCGAAACGCAGCAACUAUGUUUGGACACUAGGCUUUAUCAGUUAGACUCAGCCAUUCAAAUGGAAUUAUGGCAAGAGGCUUAUAAGGCUAUUGAAGAUAUACACGGUUUAAUGGCUUUGUCGAAGAAAACUCCGGUUCCAAAAACUAUGGCAAACUAUUAUCAAAAAUUAGCGAUGGUUUUCUCCAAGGCUGGAAAUCAACUUUUUCAUGCUGCAGCGCUUCUGAAGUUGUUUCAAUUAACACGUGAACUAAAGAAAAAUUUAACGAAAGAUGAUAUGCAGCGAAUGGCCUCUCAUGUUCUUAUUGCUACCCUGUCAAUACCACUGCCAUCAGCACAUCCUGAAUUCGACCGUUUUAUUGAAGCCGAUAAGAGCCCACUUGAAAAGGCUCAAAAAUUAGCAGUAUUGCUGGGCUUGCAACAACCCCCCACAAGGGCAUCGUUGAUUAAAGAAGUUGUUCGACUCAAUGUACCGCAAUUAGCUUCAGAAGAAUUUAGAAAUUUAUAUAACUGGCUUGAAGUUGACUUCAAUCCAUUGAAUUUAUGCAAGCGGGUACAAACAAUUAUUGACGUAAUAGAAAGCGUUCCUCCAGAGAACAAUUUGCUCGCCCCCUAUAUUAAAUCUCUAAAAGAUCUUACAAUCAUGCGGUUGAUAAGACAAAUUUCACAGGUCUACCAGAGUAUUGAAUUUAGUAGAUUGCUACAGCUAGCAUCCUUUUGCAAUAUUUUUGAGCUCGAAAAGUUGUUGGUAGAAUCUGUACGUCAUAAUGACAUGCAAAUUCGCAUUGACCACCAAAUGCGAUGCAUUUACUUUGGUACUGAUCUAACCGAGAGCCAAAGGGAAGAUCAUCCCGAUGGUCCAACUCUGCAAUCAAUGCCUUCUGAACAAAUACGUUCUCAAUUGGUUAAUAUGGCGACUGUUUUGAAUCGUGCUGUAUCAGUUGUUUACCCCAAUCGGGAGAAAGAUCAACGUGCAAAGUUACGUGCUCAGAUGGUGUAUCACUAUCACGAAAUUAAAGAUCGUGAACAUCAGCGUAUUUUGCAGCGUCAAAAGAUCAUUGAAGAUCGUAAGGAAUUCAUUGAAAAACAGAAUAAUGCUCGGGAAGAGGAAGAAGCCCGACGUUUGGAAGAAGAGUCACGCAAAGCAAAACUGGCCGAACAAAAACGUUUGGAACAAGAAAAUGAAGAACGAGAACGAAAACGACACCAGAAUGAAAUUGAAGCUAUAAAAGUUAAGAGCUUAAAGGAUAAAAUGCAACAAAUUUCUCAAACAGCUCACGGCAAAAAGAUGCUUUCUAAAUUGGAUGAAGAAAGUAUUAAAAAGUUGGAUGCAGAGCAAAUUGCAGCCCGAGAAUCUGAAGAACUACAACGUGAACGCAAGGAAUUGCAAUCUAAACUUAAAUCUCAGGAGAAAAAGGUCGAUUACUAUGAGCGUGCCAAGCGCAUAGAGGAAAUUCCACUUUUCGAGAAGUAUUUAGCAGAAAAACAAGUUAAAGAUAAGGAGUUUUGGGAGGCACAAGAACAUACACGCAUCGAAAAUGCCAUUGCUGAACGUAAAGACGCCGUUGCGCAGCAAGAGAGGUUGAAGCGUAUGUAUGCCGAUCGCGACGUAUUUCUAGAAGCACUUAAAAAAGAACGUGCUUCCUUAUAUGUUGAAAAAUUGAAGAAGUUUGAAGUGGCAUUGGCCGAGGAACGUAAACGCUUGCUAGCACAUCGCGCGGAGAUGCGUAGACAAGAACGUCGUCGUCAGUUUCUGCGUGAGAAGGAAGAAGAACGCUUGCGCAAAGAAGAAGAGAUUCGUCGAGCAAAAGAGGAAGAAGAACGUGUUAUUGCAGAAGCGUUGCGCAAAGAGCGAGAAGCUGAAGAGGAGAAGCGCCGCAUUCAGUAUGAAAAGCAGCGAGCUAAAGAAGAGGAAGCCGAUCGCCGCAUUCAGGAAGAUCGCGAACGUUUAUCCCGCGAAUUUACUUCAGACCGUGAUCAAAACCGGGAUAAGGGCGGUGAAAAAGAUCGUGAUCAAUGGCGUAUGCGCGGUGAACGCGAUCGUAGCGAUCGUGUUGAGCGUAGUGAUCGUGGUAAUGCAUCUAACUCGGAAUGGCGUCGUGAACAACGACCCGAACGUGGGGAACGCUUGGAACGUGGUGAACGUAUAGAACGGGGAGAUCGUCCUGAGCGUGGAGAUCGUCCUGAGCGUGGAGAUCGUCCUGAGCGUGGAGAUCGUCCUGAGCGUGGUGAUCGUCCUGAGCGUGGAGAUCGUCCUGAGCGUGGAGAUCGUCCCGAGCGUGGAGAUCGUCCCGAGCGUAGUGAAAGGUACGAACGUAAAGAAGGUGAAGGUGGCACCUCUGACUCUUGGCGGGUGCGUCGAGAUCCCGAGACAACGGUGCCGCGAGGACCAACUCCAGGUAGCGGCCGCGAUCAACGAGACCCACGCGAUGGUCGAGAUGUUGGUGAUAAGUGGCGUCGUGGUGGUGGUGGUGGUGCUCCCAGCGGCGCUCCCAGACGUGAUGAUCGUGAAAGUCGAGAUGUGGGAGGCAGCAAUUGGCGAGACGCUCCACGCAUUGAGCGCGAUCGUGAUAUGCGUGACAACCGACGUCGUGAUGAUCGUGGAGAUCGCGAUCGUCGUGAUGAUCGUGGAGAUCGCGAUCGUCGUGAUCGUGGUGUUGGUGGUGUCACUAAAGAUUCCGGAAAUUGGAGAACAGAACGUCCCGCCCCUCGCGAAGAUAAGGAGAAAAGUGCUCCAAAGCGUGAACCCCAGGAAAAAGAGAACAAAAGUGGUGAAGAUGGAGAAUGGACAAACGUAAGGCGCCGUUAAAAGAGAAAGUGCUAAGUUUACACGUUUAUCACAUAAUCACAUACCAGAGUAAAAUUUAAUGUUUAAUACAACAGUUAUUGCUGCGAGCCACAAAAAAAAUAAUCGCUAAUUAAUACUUUAUAUCAUAUAGCCAUUUGAAUCGUAACACAUUUAUAUUUUUUAAAAUUUGACCUUUAAUUGUACUUUGCGAAAUUAUCGUUUACACUUGUGCUUCGCUGGGCCAAUGUAGUUUUGGCGUAAAUUGGCCCAUGGUAUUUUAAUCACACAAUGCUAUGGAUAGAAAAAAUAUUUACAAAUUCUUUAAUCUUCAAUAAAUGGAUAUAAUGAAAUGAA
This is a messenger RNA of Rhagoletis zephyria (snowberry fruit fly), 3977 nucleotides long. It is a transcript of the gene eIF3a, whose product is annotated as eukaryotic translation initiation factor 3 subunit a. NCBI's taxonomy places the organism in Eukaryota, Metazoa, Arthropoda, Insecta, Diptera, Tephritidae. Gene Ontology annotation, molecular function: mRNA binding; translation initiation factor activity. The record is from RefSeq and is a predicted model, not a curated record. Gene Ontology annotation, biological process: formation of cytoplasmic translation initiation complex; translation reinitiation. Gene Ontology annotation, cellular component: eukaryotic translation initiation factor 3 complex, eIF3e; multi-eIF complex; eukaryotic translation initiation factor 3 complex, eIF3m.